This is a messenger RNA of Portunus trituberculatus (swimming crab), 3072 nucleotides long. Its product is annotated as chitooligosaccharidolytic beta-N-acetylglucosaminidase-like. The transcript has 6 exons. Gene Ontology annotation, cellular component: membrane. The record is from RefSeq and is a predicted model, not a curated record. NCBI's taxonomy places the organism in Eukaryota, Metazoa, Arthropoda, Malacostraca, Decapoda, Portunidae. Bases 282 to 2222 code for a protein of 646 amino acids. Gene Ontology annotation, molecular function: beta-N-acetylhexosaminidase activity. Gene Ontology annotation, biological process: ganglioside catabolic process; glycosaminoglycan metabolic process; carbohydrate metabolic process.
UGUAGAAAAUGUUUGCUUGAAGAGAAAAAGCGAGGACAAACAAGGCUGAUGUCUUUUCACGCUGCAGAGUGACUUGAGAAAGCUGAACGCAGCAGAUAGUGGUAGUUAAUGACGGAGAACUAUUGUCUAGCGAGUGAAGGAGUUAAAUCGCAUACAAAUUAAUAUAUGGAAUAAUUAACAGCAUCUAAUAGUGGAGAAUACCAAUAUAAACUGCUGCUGCUGUGGCGAAGUGAGCGGUGGAGCUGUGGUGGCGGUGAACGUCGAGUCUUGCAGCUAACCAGAUGAUGAACGCAAAGUACAGCUCCUCCCUGGUACGCGUCAUCCGCCGCAACGCCACAACGAUGCGCGUGUUGGUGGUGACAACGGCGGUGGUGGUGGUGAUAGUAGUGGUGAACCUGGCCUCGCACCGCACUCAUGCUACCGCCACUGCUGCUAACUUCUUCAAAAUGCCGCCGCCGUGGGGGUGGCGGUGUGAGGACGGGCGGUGCGUGAAGCACGCGGCGGCGGGCGGCGCUGACCUUGUUCCUCUCAAUCAGUGCAAGCUGACGUGCGGGCGCGCGGGUGUGCUGUGGCCGCUGCCCAUCUCUGCCUCCUUGGGGCGCCGCGUCUCACUGUUCCUGCCACACAACGCGUCCCUCAGGCCCGCGUGCCCCACGGAGGUGUGCCCGCUGUUACAGGAGGCCUUCGCGUUGUUCCGCGACGCCCUGCAGCGCUACCAUCCGGACUACGCCGGCGGGGAGGUGCCGUGGGCCGGCCCCUGGGACGCCGCCACCGAGGCACACGCGCUGGUGGUGGCGGUGACGGUGGAGGGCCCGCAGGCGCACCUCACGUUGGACACUGAUGAGUCGUACAGUCUGACUGUGAACACGUCCGCCGACGGCGCCGCCACCACGGCCACCAUCACGGCGCCCACCUUCUUCGGGGCGCGCCACGCCCUGGAGACACUGGCGCAGCUGGUGGACUACGACGAGACGCGCGACGCGCUUAUGGUUGUACAGACAGCGGCGGUGACGGACGCACCGGCGUUCGCGUACCGCGGGCUGCUGGUGGACACCUCGCGUAACUUCGUGACGGUGGCGGCGCUGCGGCGCACGGUGGACGCCAUGGCCGCCAGCAAGCUGAACACUCUGCACUGGCACAUCACAGACUCCCAAGCCUUCCCGCUGGCCCUGCACGCCCUCCCCAACAUGGCCUACUACGGCGCCUAUUCCGCCAGGCAGGUGUACACGCCGGCUCAGGUGCGCGACCUGGUGCAGUACGCCCGCGUGCGCGGCGUGCGUCUGCUGCCCGAGCUGGACGCGCCUGCGCACGUGGCCAACGGCUGGCAGUGGGCCGAGAAGGAGGGACUGGGCCGACUUGCCGUGUGUGUCAACCAGGAGCCGUGGCAGGAGUUCUGUGUGGGGCCUCCCUGCGGGCAGCUCAACCUAGCCAACCCUGCAAUAUACGACAUUAUUGGGCAGAUCUAUGAAGAAAUGUUGGACAUCUUCGCUCCCGUCGACAUAUUCCACUACGGCGGGGAUGAGGUGAACCUGAACUGCUGGAACUCGACGCAGGAAAUCAGGUCUUGGAUGAUCGCGAACGACCACGGCGUGGACGAGGAGGCGUACUACAGGCAGUGGGCGGUGUUCCAGGAGAAGGCGCAGCAGCUGCUGAAGAAAGCUGCCAAGGGGCGGAAGGUGGAGGGAGUUCUGUGGACCUCUGAGCUGACCAAGCCCGGCAGACUGAACCUGUCCCACAACUCCUCGCAGUACAUCAUCCAGAUCUGGAGCACGCAGGACGACCCGGUCAUCAGCGAGAUGCUUUCACUGGGACACAGACUCAUCUUCAGCAACCACGACGCCUGGUACCUUGAUUGUGGCGUGGGGGCGUGGGUGGGCGACGGGAACAACUGGUGCAGCCCCUACAAGGGCUGGCAGACCGUGUACAACAACAGUCCGCACACCAUCGCCAUGACGCUGACGGGCUCUCCUAACACAGAGCUCAUCCUUGGCGGAGAGGCCGCCCUGUGGACUGAGCAGGCAGACACCAACACUGUGGACGCCAAGGUGUGGCCGCGCGCCGCAGCGCUGGCGGAGCGUCUGUGGAGCAACCCGUCCACCUCGUGGCAGAAGGCAGAGACCCGCUUCAUCCACCACCGGCAGCGCCUCGUGCAGCGCGGCGUGCAGGCGGAACGAAUACAGCCCCAGUGGUGCCACCAGAAUGAGGACCUGUGUUACCUCUAGUGCCAGACCAGUGCCAGGUAGCGUAGGAUGUCAGCUAUGGUGAAGAGCCUGCAGGUGGUGUGGGUGAGGCGCGCGGUGUCGUCACAGCAAGGUAUACCGUGUAGCAUGAGGAGACUAUCCUUGUUUUACCGUUGUGUAGAGACCUGACACUUACUGUAAUGUAGUUUGUAAUUCCUUGGAGUGGCUUGGCUCUGUCUUGCCAUGUGUAGACUUAUGGCUCGUUGCACCUCUCCUUGUGUUCUUCCAGUUUCCAGUAUGUUCUCAUGUUCUCUCGCUGUCUAGGGCGAGGAACUGGUGCUGUGUAGACUUAGUUGUGAGUGUUUUGUUACACAGUUGUUCUUAUCUAAUUAUAUUUUUACAGCAUUGAGUCAAGUUCGUAAUGUCUUGGCUUCUGUAGUGAAUUGGUUAUAUAGAUUUGUAAAACUAUUAAUAUUCCUUGUGUGUGUGUGUGUGUGUGUGUGUGUGUGUGUGUGUGUGUGUGUGUGUGUGUGUGUGUGUGUGUGUGUGUAGGUGGAGGGUAAGGUGGCAUAUAGUCGUGAUUAUAGACAUCCUCCAUCCACUCUUCCUUCUGACAUUUACUUCUCUGUACUUUUCCCUGCCGCCCCGCCCCUUCUUGCCUCUCUUCUCCUUUCUCCCUUGCUUCACUCGACGGACCAGCCCGGCAAGUGACCCCCGCCACACACACACACACACACACACACACACACACACACACACACACACAGAGAGAGAGAGAGAGAGAGAGAGAGAGAGAGAGAGAGAGAGAGAGAGAGAGAGAGAGAACGUAUGUAAAAAAGAUUGCUUUCUUAUUUGACUUUCACUUUGUGUGUGUGUGUGUGUGUGUGUGUGU